CCUGUCACUGCACAGAUAUGUAGGGCGAUUUGAAUUGGACGCCCAGGAGGUUCAAGAACAGUUCUGAAAGUUCUUAAUCCGACAGCUACUCUCAAAUUACUGGUAGGAAGGGGGAACAAACUACCCCCUAAAAUUACGCUGCACUUUCUUUCUCGGCACACCGGAGAGGAUUCAUAUUUGACAGACACACGGAACUGACGUUUCGUUUUCUUUUUAUUUCCACUCGGACGUAUUUAUAAUCCGCACAACAGAAAUAUCGCCUUGCCAAGUAUGUCUGAUACGCAGCUGUUUCGAUGACCGGAGCAUAAAUAACCUCUUUUGUUGAAUUGCACAUUGUCAAUAGCACUGGAAGUACGUAGAGUUGUGUAUCGGGGGUGUGAAUACUGUGAUUAUGGAGUCGGGACGGAGGAGAGGUAUGAGCAGUGUCAUGUCAUCUCUUUCACUGCUCUGUGUGCUCCUAGACCUGCAGUUGGAGGGUGUGUUCGGAGCCACACCUGUUGAGAUAGAGCAUCAUUUGGAAACCGGUCGUAAGCUGCUGGCAGCGGGACAGCUUGCUGAAGCCCUGUCUCACUAUCACUCAGCUGUUGAGGGCGACUCAAAAAAUUACCUAACGUACUACAAACGUGCUGCUGUUUUCUUGGCAAUGGGCAAGUCCAAAUCAGCACUGCCAGACCUAACACAGGCAAUACAGCUCAAGCCUGACUUCCUAGCUGCCAGAUUGCAGAGGGGUAAUAUUCUACUGAAACAGGGAAGCACCGAAGAGGCUAGAGAAGACUUCCAAGCAGUUCUUAAACGUUCUCCAGACAAUGAGGAAGCUCAUGAUCAACUUCACAAGAUCGAUGAGCUAGAAUUACUCCAGGAAGAGGCACAAGAAGCCCAUCACCGUGGUGAUUAUGUCACUACUGUCCAGGUGCUAGAGAGGGUCAUAGAGGGCUCUCCUUGGGACCCUGAGUCUCGAGAGCUAAGGGCAGAUUGUUACAUCCGGCUCGGGGAGCCACGAAAGGCCAUUUUGGAUUUAAGUCCGGCGACACGUCUCCGUGCAGACAACCGAGCAGCUUUCCUGAAACUUAGUCAGCUGCACUACAGUCUAGGCGAUCAUCAUGACUCUCUCAAUCAGGUCCGAGAGUGUCUUAAGCUGGAUCAGGAUGAUAAGGAGUGUUUUGCCCACUACAAACAAGUUAAGAAGCUCAGCAAGCAGCUGGACUCUGCUGAGGAACUGAUCUCAGAACAGAGGUAUCAGGAGGCCAUUGAAAAGUACGAGUCUGUGAUGAGAACAGAGCCAAACAUUCAGUUCUAUAGUAAUAAGGCAAGAGAGAGGAUCUGCUUCUGCUUAGUCAAAAUGAAGAGUGGUGAGGAGGCUGUAGACGUAUGUUCAGAAGCUCACCAGAGAGAACCUCAGAAUAUCCACAUCCUCCGGGAUAGAGCGGAGGCCUACAUCCUACUGCAGGAAUAUGACAAAGCUGUAGAGGACUAUCAGGAGGCUCGGGAGUUUGAUCAAGACAACCAGGAGCUUCGUGAAGGUCUUGAUCGAGCACAGAAGCUCCUCAAGCUCUCUCGCAAGAGGGAUUAUUACAAGAUCCUGGGAGUGAGCAGGAGUGCCAACAAACAGGAAAUCAUAAAAGCAUAUAGAAAACUGGCUCAGCAGUGGCAUCCUGAUAAUUUCCAGUCUGAAACGGAAAAGAAAGAAGCAGAGAAAAAGUUUAUUGAUAUUGCCUCUGCAAAGGAGGUGCUUACAGAUCCAGAAAUGCGUCAGAAGUUUGAUUCAGGAGAGGAUCCUCUAGACCCAGAGAAUCAGCAGGGUGGAGGAGGGGGAGGAGGCAGAGAAUGGCCCUUUGGCUUCAACCCCUUUGAGGGUGGAAACUACCACUUCAAGUUCCAUUACAACUGAUAAGAGAGUGACUGAUGCCGAUAAUAGACAAUGAUUCAGAUUAGGACACCUGUUAUAUGAAGAAUAACUAGAGACAUGCUUGCUAUCCUAACUGGACUGUGGUGGAACCUGAGACUUGAAUCCACAGACUUCCUAUGGAGAAAUUACUUGAUUGGGCAAACGCCAUAUGUUUGGUGUUUGAUUCCCCCUUCUUAAAGACUUCAAAAUUGAGCUGAAGGUUUUAGCUCAAUAUUUGAUCUUUUUUUGCUGUAUGUGCCAUCUUUCUUAUUACUUCUCCUUCAUGCUGUGCAGAUUUUCUUUCUAUUUUCAUUUCCUGCUGCUUAUAUAUGGUUUCUCUAAAUGACACUCCAGAAAUAAGAGUUCUAGUUUAUUUUGAAAUGUGCCAUGUGUCCCUGACACCUUUAGGUCCUAUUUGAAUUUAAAGGGAUUGUUUACCCAAAAAAUGCUCACUCUCAUGUUGUUCUGUGAAGCAAAAAAUUAAAUGUUAGGCAUAUGUUAGGGACUGACAGUCACCAUUGAAUGGGCAGACUUAUUGUGUUGAAUGAAAAUAAGAGCAGCAUCAACACUUAAAAGUUGUUGGUGUUCUUGAAAAAAAUAAGUCCUUGUUUGAAAUAACAUGAGGGUGGGUAAGUAAAACACACACACAAACAAACAAAAAAAACAGUUUAGGUGAAAUCUUCCUUUUAUGAUCUCCAGAGUUACCUGGUUGGAAUAGUUAGAACAUUUCUCGCAAAGAAAAAAAUAACCAUAAACUCCACACAAUUCCUCUGUAUUCUGAGAAUACUGAAGAGUCACUGCCUGACUCCUUUGAUUUAACACGUAUACAAUUAAAAACAAUAUACCAGAAUCUUAGCUACCAAGUACAGAAACUUGUGAACCUUUACAAAACUGUGUAAACGUUACAAGUUAGUCCACAUGCACUUUUUAAGUUAAAUGUCAAUCAACUAGCCUAUUACAAGUAAUUGGACAUUUUAAUGUUUGUUUAUUGGAAGAUUUGAAACGGCUACUAUGAUUAAAGUUUUCUUUUCAGUU
Molecule: messenger RNA, 2920 nt
Organism: Triplophysa dalaica
Lineage: Eukaryota; Metazoa; Chordata; Actinopteri; Cypriniformes; Nemacheilidae
Gene: dnajc3b
Product: DnaJ (Hsp40) homolog, subfamily C, member 3b
Exons: 12
Coding region: 392-1888 (498 amino acids)
Biological process (GO): protein folding in endoplasmic reticulum
Cellular component (GO): endoplasmic reticulum
Molecular function (GO): misfolded protein binding; protein-folding chaperone binding
Source: RefSeq, a predicted model, not a curated record